AUGAUAGUAUCGUGGGAUCCACCAGUAAUCGAUCAACGAAAUGGCAAUAUUACAUAUUAUCAAGCUAUUUUAACUCCGUUGCAACCUGGUGAAGAAAAAAUUAUUCGAAAUGUUACAAGCGGUCGCUCCAUAACUUAUGAUGCAUCGAUGCCAAAAACUUAUACUUUUAAGGUUGCAGCAGCAACAAUGAAGGGUAUUGGUCCAUAUUCACCGGUUUUAUCUAUUGAUCCCGAUCCAGCAAGUAAGUAA
Messenger RNA from Acanthocheilonema viteae, 249 nucleotides. Lineage: Eukaryota; Metazoa; Nematoda; Chromadorea; Rhabditida; Onchocercidae. The record is from the annotation of a GenBank genome assembly.